UAAGCCAAUCGGUGAUCAGUUUAGUCUUUGUGUGUCUGUUGGAGGAUUAUAUAUUCAAGCCCUUUAAAUUAUAGCGAGAGAUCAGAUCUCCAUAAACACAGAAGCAAAAGUUUUGCACUUGUUCUUUGCAUCUCCCAUAUUGGAAUAAUAUUGACCAUCUUGAGUUUCAUAUAGUCCGUGGAGAGAGAAAGAGAGAGAGAGAGUAUGACGUUAGAAGCUGUGGUGUUCCAGCCAGACCCAUUUAGCUGUGGAAAUUGUCUGGAAGGAAGUAGAUCUUGGGACCAUGGCUUUGGUUUCGGAGGAGAUGAUGAUCAACAAGAAAAAGGCUACGCUCAACAUGAUAUUCUCAACAAUGGUAAUAUUGUAGGGCAAGGCCUUAUGGGGUACUGUUCACCGUCUCAGGUGAGAAUCCAAAGUGUCAACACCGGCAAUUCUUUCUCUAGCCCGAUGGCCACCACAGGCCAGAGAAAGAGGCGGCGCACGAGAAACAUCAAGAACAAGGAAGAGGUGGAGACUCAGAGGAUCACCCACAUUGCUGUUGAACGCAAUCGGAGGAAGCUCAUGAAUGACUAUCUGGCCGCACUGCGCUCUAUGAUGCCUGCUUCCUAUGCCCAAAGGGGUGACCAAGCAUCAAUCAUAGGAGGAGCCAUAAAUUUUGUGAAGGAGCUUGAACAACUUCUGCAAUCUUUAGAAGCCAGUACAAAAACCAAACAAUCACACUUGGAUUUGGCCUCCAUAUUCUCCAACUUCUUUACCUUCCCUCAGUACUCGACCUGUUCGAAUACUAACACCCACGGCCAUGGCCAUAGCGAGUACAUGAACAACAACUUGGUGCAUCCCCACGAGAUAAUGGGGGAGAAGCGGUCGGGGGCAAUUGCAGAUGUGGAAGUAACAAUGGUAGAAAGUCAUGCGAACAUUAAAGUGCUUUUGAAAAGACACCCAAGACAGCUCUUAAAGAUGGUGGUUGGGUUGCACUCUCUGCGUCUUAUGAUCCUUCACCUUAAUGUCACAACUAUGGAUAGCAUGAUCCUCUACUCUUUCAGCGUCAAGGUUGAAGAUAAUUCUCAGUUGACCUCAAUGAAUGAUAUUGCAGCUGAUGUGUAUGAAAUGGUGGGAAGGAUUCAGGAAGAGGCCCAGUUUUUACUUCAAUAACACUCAUCUAUUAAUUUGUUUAAGUAGCACUGUUGGCAUUAUGAUUUAUGCAUGCUUUCUGCUUUUAUGUAACUCGUUAUAAAUUAGACCAACUUUGGUUAUAUAUGUUUCUUUAAUAUAUAUUUGCCAACUAUUGCUUGUA
Messenger RNA from Rosa rugosa (rugosa rose), 1294 nucleotides. Its product is annotated as transcription factor bHLH94-like. Bases 205 to 1152 code for a protein of 315 amino acids. The record is from RefSeq and is a predicted model, not a curated record. Gene Ontology annotation, biological process: regulation of transcription by RNA polymerase II. Gene Ontology annotation, molecular function: RNA polymerase II cis-regulatory region sequence-specific DNA binding; DNA-binding transcription factor activity, RNA polymerase II-specific; protein dimerization activity. The transcript is spliced from 3 exons. NCBI's taxonomy places the organism in Eukaryota, Viridiplantae, Streptophyta, Magnoliopsida, Rosales, Rosaceae.